Xyrichtys novacula (pearly razorfish) is the source of this 25299-nucleotide messenger RNA. The record is from the annotation of a GenBank genome assembly. Lineage: Eukaryota; Metazoa; Chordata; Actinopteri; Labriformes; Labridae.
GUUUAGGUUAAUAAUUGAUGCUUUUAAUUAGAGAAAAGGGGCGGGGCGAUUUUUUUGGAGGUGUCGUUUUGCUCGUCCGGUGCGUUUUUUGGUGGCUGUCAGCUUAGAUUUGUUAUUUGAAUGUCUUGAUGAGGGACUCACGGCCCCUUCUGUGCUCCAUGCUGUGGACUGGCUGGGGAGGGAGGCAGUGGUGACGCCUGGCAGUGCGCACGGCAGAGAGAGAGCCUGACUUUGAAGGGGGCAGUCAGAGUCUGCAGGCAGGAAACAGCCAUUCAACAGAGCAGGGAUCCUAAAAGGGCGAUUUUAAAGUUAGACUUGUCUUAAAGCAGAAAAGGGGAGUGUCGCUGGACGAGCACAGCACGCCUGAAUCUCUAUUCAAGGGGCCGCUGGACCCGGCUUUAGCGCAUGUAGAGAGGAGGAGGAGGGGGGAGGAGGAGGAGGAGGGAGGUUGGAGGGGGGGAGUGAGUGAGUACGUUUCACAGGAUCCAGGCCUAGUAGUUUUUCCACUGGGAUUCUCCUCAUCCGCUUUCAAAAAAUUGGAAAUUGGCACAUUUAAACGCCAAAAUGGCGAGGUUGAGGGUCACAUGCGCGGUGGCCUACACCGGAAUGGUAAGAUUCUCGCGCCAAAUCCCGUGUCAUUUGGCGUUUUCUCCGUGAUUUUGUUGUUUGAUGCACAUAGCCUGCAUCUGUCGGAGGGAAGCCUGUGGAAGUGUGUGUGUGUCAGUGUGUCAGUGUGUGCGGGUGAACUUGUGUUGUGUCGUCGUCUCGUGUUAUCAUUUAGCGUUUGUGUUUCUCUUUCGUGCAUUCAUUAACGCGCCGCACGGCCACGAGGAAAAGGAGCGACACACAGACAUACACAGACAUACACAUGCAGUUGCACACACCUAUAGGUCCGCACACACGCCCAUACACACACGCACACUCACGCGCGCGCACAAACGGGUCCAUUUUAAUUCCAGCUCGUGGUUACAGCGCCGGCGUGUUUGCGUCGGGGUUGAUUUCUACCAUGACGCGCUUUGAUAACCUCAGUGGCUUUAUUAUGGGAGCUUCCAGCAUGUAUAUGUGUGCGCUGACCUUAUCGUACUUGAUGUCAUUUUCAUCAUAUCGCGAUAAUUCUUCCUGAAAAGGCUCGACAGGAAAGGCUGCGGUGUUAGCGCAGACUAGUCUCUCUUCAAGAUAAUGUGUCAAAUUAGGUCGAUGUUGCUCGUCGUCCGUGGGUGAUUUCACGUUUGAUUUUUUUGCAUCAUGUGAAGGUAGACUGCUGUGUUUUUGUUAUUUGAUGUAGCAGUUGUGCCUUUAUCACGGUCACUCUGACAUAUCUCAUCACUAGCUGCCGGAGGUAACUUUGGAUAAGCUGCAACCAUCUGAAGGGGGGAAAGAAAAAUAUGCCUUUAUUAUGAUUGUUGUGGGAUUAUUAUGCGGGAUUAUGGGAUUAUUAAGCAGCACAAAAUGAUUUAUAGGGAAAUGAUAAUGAGCUUUGAUGAUUGUGCACAAUAUGUUUACACAGUUCUAUCCAGAAGUCCCACUAGAGUGUCUUCUCAUGUUGCAGGGAGGAACCAUGCCAGCAUGAGUGGGCUCUACACAGGCCCUGGCAGGGAGACUCAUCAGUCCAGCUGCCCUUUGACCCCUAACCGUGACCCCUCUGCCCACUCCAGCUCCCCCAGACGCCAUGACCACAGGACCGGAUUAACUAUGUCUGCCUCCCUCAAACAUGCAUCCAUCUAUGGGUUCACACAAAGGGACCACUCCUCGUCCUCCUCUUCCUCUUCAGCCUCCUCCUACAGCCCUCUCAGAAGGCUGCAACAUCUCACCACCAUGGUGAGCCAACCGGACCUGGUGCUGCCGGUGAGGGAGCCGGACAGGAGCUGGGAGUGGGGGAUGAGUAAGAAGGAGAGGGGGAAGGAGAAGGAGAGGGACUCUUGGGCUGAUGGCACCAGCAGGGAUUAUUCUGGCUCCCAGAUUUCGAACAGGGAGGAGAGUUUCACCAGCUCUUCUUCUGGACUACAACAACCAGUGGUACAAACAGGAAGUAGAGACAUCCAGACAGCCAAUCAGAGUGAUUCUACCAUCUCAGAGAAGAAUACAGAAGGUUGUUUUUCGGGCCCACCGAGCCCAGCCUUCUCUCUGGAUAGCAACAGUCCUUUUGCUAACGGUUUCCUCCACUUUGAGUCGUCUUUGUUCGAGGAUGAUGACAACGAUGACGAGCAGGGGUUGGUGUCGCCAAUGGGGGGCUCACAGGACAAACCUGAGAGUGUGGGGGAUGUAAAUCAGUCUUCAGCUAAGGAAACAAACACAGACUCCAAGGGUGCUACUGUGACGUCGUCUGCCAAGGUGGUCACCCGGUCCCAGUCGUCGGGUCAGCGCAGGAGAUACUGGGACGGAUCAGAUGACGAGUGGGAGAGCGACACCGAGCUGUUGCUGCUUGAAGAAAGUCUCCUAAAGCCUUCAGUGGCAAGUUUGAUCUUAAAUUUUCAUGAGUGCACUCUUUAAAAAUGACCUUUCAGGUUUCCUAGCAAUACCAGCAACACACCCGGAUGUACAGCUUUGUUAUUGAACUAGUGGUACACAAAAAUAUCCUUACCGCCCAAUAAAGGGAUAUUCUGGCGUAAAAUUAAUUUAGGGUCAAACACACAGCAACACUGAGUUGGACAUCCCGUCGAAAGAUGAAUGUUGCCGACCGCUUGCUUCCCAAGUUAAACCAACUUUAGUAACGACCGCACGAUAGCAAUACAGGGAGCCACACGGUCAACCAAAACGCCACUCUACAGCCACAAAUAAUGCUCAGAGCAGCACCUAACUUCAUCAACAGUACAUACAGGGUCCCAGCCACAGCACUAGCCACCAAACAUCUUUUUAGCUUUGCCGGAUUUAUUUAGCAAAGACACUCACCACCUCUCUUCCAGCAGCCACUUGUUUGUACGGAGACCUCUGGGCGAGUCCAUCGACUGCUGCGGGGUGACGCAGCUUAAGGAAGAACAUUUAUGAUCAUAUUUUCAUGGAAAUGCAAUCAGACCGAGACUCUAAGGCAGAAGAACUACCGUGUCUGCAGAGCAAAAUGAUUAAUAUGAUGAAUAUUUCUCAAGGAAAUGAUAAAGAAAUGAUUAUAAAUGUUCUUCCUUGAGCUGUGUCACCCCACAGCAGGACUCGCCCAGACGUCUCUGUACAAAUAAGUGAGUUGUGUUUAGUCUCUUUGUCAAGGAAAUUAGGCAACGUUAAAAAGAUGUUUGGUGGCUAGUGCUAUGGCUGGGACCCUAUAUGUACUGUUGAUAAAGUUAGGUGCUGUUCUGAGCAUUAUUUGUGGCUAUAGAGUGGCGUUUUGGUUGAGCGCGUGGCUCUCUGUAUUAAGAUCUGCAGUUGUUACUAAAGUUGGUAUAUUAGAGAAGAUAUUGGUCGGCAACAUUAAUCUCUUGACGGGGUGUCGAACUCCCUAACUUAAUUUUACGACAGAAUGUCCCUUUAAGAAGGUUCACCUGGCCAGAAUGAUGUUGAUAUGGUUCUUGACCUCAUAAGUUUGUCCAGUUACUCUUUCAUUUGGACAGUUUGCAUAGUCUUGGUUAAUUCCUUUUUAGAAAGAAGAAGAAAAGAAGAGUUGGGAUGGUGUGUGAAAUGUUUGUUUUAUCAGAAUUUGAUUAUUUGUAAAUCAUUUCAAGACGACAUUUAAUAGAGGACAGUACAAAGACAACACUCCAAAUAUUGAAACUGAAAAAUUUGGAUUUUUCAGUAAAAAAAAAAAAGGUAAUUUUAAAUUUGAUGCCAGCAACACCUUUCAAAACAGCUGAGAAGAGACACCAAACCACUGACAAGUUUGCAAAGCUAAAAAAUAACGUCGUGGAAACAACUCUGAGCUACUGAGGUGAAUUCAAACGGGCUGAUAACAGGACUGUAUAAAAAGGCACAGAAAGGCCGAGUCCCUCAGAGGUAAAGAUGGUGAGAGAUUCAAUUCUGGGGGAGGCUGGGGGAGGAAAUAGUAAAAUUCUGAACCAAUGUUGCAAAGAAUUCAGUGAUUUUAUUAACAUCACAAUAUAAAAAAGGAAUUUAGAGAAUCUGGAGAAAUGUCUGUUGAACAGGAACAAGGUCCAAAACCAGAAGAAGACAUUGCAUGAGCUUAAAAUUGCAUCUAAAUCUGUUAUCUUUGAACACAGUUCAUCUCUGCAUCCUUAAAAUGGAGGUUAAAACUGCAACAGUUAUCAAUAUUAUUUAGAAAAUAUGACAACCUCUCUGGGUCAGAGUUUGUUCAAGCUGGACUGGAGCAAAGUAAAAAAACCUUUCUGUGGUCUGAUGAAUCCAAAUUUAACAUUUGUUUUGGUGAUAGCAGACACCACAUCCUCUGCUCUAGAGAGGGGAAGGACCAAAUAUUUAGUUUGUGAUGGCGUAGGGAUGUGUUAGCAUCCAUGGUACGAGUGGCGUACAUAUCCAAAAAGGCACUUUUAAUGCUGAACCAUAUGUACAGGUUUUGGAGCAUCUUGUACCGCCACUCGGACAAUGUUUUUGUUUUUUAAGGUUAAACAAAAAUGACACCAAAGAAAACCCUGGACUGUUGAGCAGCUAAAAUCCUUUAUGAUGAAGAAUAAGACCACAUUUGGCUCGGAGAACUGGUCUCCUCUACUCCCGAACAGUUAGAGAGUUUGGUUUGGAAAAAAGGUGAUGCACCACUAUGUAUAAUAUGGCCCAUGCUGAAAUAUGAAACAUGUUACUGGCAUUAAAUUUAAAAUCAGAAUAUCAUUUUAAUCAAAGACAGAGUUUUAAAAAACAGCACCAAAAGGUUAAUUAUUGUAAAUAGUCCACUAAUGUGGCUCCAAUCAUCUUUAAUGUCAGUGUCAGUUUAUUGGUGUAGUUCAGUUAUUUUAACCCAGAUUUCUGCAGUUUGCAGUCAACAUUACUCUCUCUCUUAAAGUAAUGAUUCACAUAUAAACAUACAGAUGGCCCCGGGUGGCCAGAGUAAUAAAUGCUAAUUAAGUCAUUGAGAAAUUACACUCAAAAGUGUAACUUAAGAGAACAUCAUUUCCUGAAACUAAAACGAAACUAAACAAAAAUGAUCCAGCAGUUGACACACCUACUGUACAGGCAAGAACUUGUGAAUACCUCGUAUUAAGCCUAUUUUGCGACGGUGCCAGAUUGCUACAGUGUAAAUAAAAAUAGACGGAAGAAACAGCAGGUUACACCCUUAGCUUGAUGCUAGUUAGCAUACCACAGGAAGUAAGAAGAUUCAGCCUAAUAACCAUGGCGGCUCAAAAGAGCAAGACAAAGAAUAAAUAUCUUUCCUGAUUUAAGAAACAGCAUGACAGAUUGUAUCUUCACACGUGGUUUCUGGAGGUUUGUUUUUGCAAAGUUGCCAGGUUGAAACUGGUCGAUGACGGUGGCUGUAGUAGUCACACAAUAAGAUAAUAGUUAUUUUCAUCAUAAAUGAAGUUUUGUGCAAAAUAAGCCUUGUAAUGUCUGCCCAAAUUAUCUCCAUCUUCCCUGUUAAUACACAACAGUCACACUUAACAUGAUGAGUGAUUCUAAAUAAAGACAUCAAUAAAUAUUGAACCACACCUAAUAGAAAUAUUCAUUAUACUCAUAAAUGUAAAGAUAGAAGCUUAGAUAUGAAAAAGGAAGAUUAUACAAAAUGUCAGUGUCUGUAGUACUAAUUUGUGGUUCCUUCAGUGCAGUGGUACUUGUGGUUCACUUCAGUGAGUGCACUAGCAAGUGAAAGCAUCCCCUUUGUAACUAGGUCAUGUUGUUGUACUGUAGUCGUCGUUUGGUCAGAUUUGUUGCUGGUUGAAGCUUCACAUUCACAUCAUUAAAACAAGCCUUUAUUGAAUAAAUGCUGUUCAUGCAGCGAUUAAUACAGAGGGUCAUCCUUCCAGUUAAUUUCACUUUGUAGCUUUAAUUCAAGCACCUUGACUUCUGCACCACAGCUGUUAUUUAUUUGCUAAAUAUUGUAAGACUAAGCUAAGCUAAAGAUCUCUUGGCUAGUGUCGUACUUAAUGGAGAUAUGAGAGACUUUCGUGGAGUUUCUCUUCUUAUUUAAACAGCCAUCCAGCCAGGGUUACAUCACAGUAACCAGUAUCAGCCCUCUGGCCAGUCCUGCUACAUGCCAGCCAUAACUCAGGCCUGCUCAUGAACCCUGCCAGUCCACUCAACCUGCCGCUGAGAGCUGUUAGCCCCACUCACGCUGAGGUGAUCGAAACGCAAAGUGCCACCAGAGCGGGUUUAAUGUUUUCAUGUUUUGAUGGUACAGAACAAGGAGCUAAAAUUAGACACUUAGAGAAACAUUCUUAGUCAUAAAACUGAGACCUUUGACCUCUUUGUGGACCGAGGGAAAAGAAAACCGACCCUCCUUUCAUGCUGUUGUACAUGUUUGAAAUUAAACACCAAAACCGUACAAAGCAGUGUGUCUUUGUCUGAGCACAGCAGGUGGUUUAAAUUAUUGUCUCAGCACACCCUUUGUGGUUUUGGUUCUGUUAAAACAUUUAACACAGCGAUCAAUUAUUUUGAGCUAAAAUUAUACAGGAAGUUAAGAUGCCACUUGACUCCAAAAGAUUUAAAGGCACAUGACAAAAAUAUGAAAUAUGAGGGCAGACAUAUCAAUGUUUUUUUCCCCAAUAGUUUGGAUGCAGUUCUAUAAACUGUGGGUACACAUAUCACAAUUGUUUAACAGUGCAUCAGAAAUCUGCUGUAGGUUUGGAAAAGAUAGAAACGCCGAAGUAAAAAGCUUGUUUUUUAAUCUGGUGCCGUACUUGUCCUAAAAGACUAAAAAACUAAAAAAUCCAAGAACAAUGAAGAAACUGGCAGUUUUAUAUAUGAAUAAAAUCCUACAGACACUAAUCUGUAAUAUAGAUCGGCCAUAAUUUGAUUACUGAAUGGAUUUUUUUGCUCAUGAUCCUCAAACCGAUAAAAGGAUUUUGACUUAGCUUUAAAGAAUUUGACAGAUUCAACUGAGAACUGACUGAUCAGUUUAGAUUAAUGACCCAUUACAAGUAAUUCUCCUGCAGAUUUAUGGAGCAUUGUACUCACUCUUUAGCUCACAUACAAAACAAUGCAAUCUACUUAAAUGAAUAACAAGUUUUAAUCUGUUGUGAAUGACAAACUGACAGCUAAGAGAUUAAACAUCCUUUACUCAUUUAAGAACCGAGAAAAACAGUAACAGUGAUGAGAAACAUCCAAAAAGUGCUUAUGUUACUUUGUCCAUUUUAUCUUCAAACUGAGUUAUGCUGUUUAUUUUAGCAGCAGAUUUGGUUUAUGUCGACUCAUGAUGCAGUUCAGGGACUCUGGGUCCUGUUUCCCAUAAUCAGAAACCAGAAUGCGCUCUUUCUCCGGGUGAUAAUUCAUAUUAAUAUAGAAAUGUAAUAAAACACGUCAUCACUCCAGUGUUAUAGCAAAUCUUUCAGAGUUUUAAAAGAAGUGUCUUGAAUACAGAUGACUUGUAUCGACAGGAGUUAUUCAUUAAAGCUCCUGUGAGGUGUCAAUGUAGCGCCCCCUGUGGCCCCUAACCUGUCUUUGUUUAUCCUAUAUGAUUUACCGUGAAUAUUUAUUUUAGGAAUUGUACAAACAGGCCUGUGUCUUUAGCUGCUGGACUGACACCUACCCCCUCACUAGUUUGAGGCAUUAAAAUUCACGAUAUAGACGUGGUCGAUCUUGUCGCUAAUGAUCAUGUUUGUUCUUGUAUCUCAUAAAAAAUAUGAAUUCCAAUAUGAAUCCCAGUCUAGUUAUCCAGUCUAAGUUAUCAACAGAGUGAUGAUGUUUUGACAGAUGUUUGGCUUCUUCCUGGUGCUUUCGAGACAGUUUUGGAAAAGAGAGAUAAAUCACGGCCAAAAUAAUCUUGUUAGAGCACUGAUCUUCUGUUUUUCCAUUCAUCAUAUGGUUGUUGUCAUGUUUUCAGCAGAACAGCCUCAAGAAAAAGCCUUUGCCGCCGCCUGUAAAGUAUUUGGAGGGAGAAGUUAUUUGGGCAAAGUUUAACCGAAGGCCGUGGUGGCCGUGUGAAGUGAUCGUGGACCUUUCGCGGGGAAUCUACCACCGGAUGAAAGGUGAGCCUGAAACAUUGUACAGUUUGGUUUAAUUACCAAGAUACUGUAUUAAUAAUGCAUCUCUUAUUUCUGUUUGAUGCAGUUUAUACAAUAUUUUGGUCCCCAGUUAAUGGACAGCCUCAGGUGGGGACAACAUCGGUGUUCAUGAACAUCACAAAAGAAAAUCAAAAAUAACGUUCGUAUGAGAAGACAGCUUUGGGUAGCUGAUAUCAUAAAGUGCGAAAUCGUUGAAUUGUUGUUGAAUAAUGUUUUGGUGGCAUCACAACAUUUUAUGGUUUUAGCAUUUUAGUUGUCCUUACAUUUGGAGCUUCCUUGAUUAGAUAUACUCGUAAAACUGCAGUUUUACUUCCUGUUUCAUGGCAUCAAGGCUGAUGUUUCUUGUUUUCUUAGAGCCCAGCGAUCGACCCUGUAGACUCUACUACAUCAGGACCUUUGGGGAGCCCACUGAGGUGACAUGGGUGGAGGACAAAGCAACCAACCCUUUCCACGGUGGCUUUGAAUUUGAACAGCUGUGCUUACUACGCCGACGGGGGAAGCAAAGGGAGCAGAACUACAAAUGCACUGUAAUUAUAACUUCAUAAAUGAUAUAUUAAUACUGAGGUUCUAAAAAGAGGAAGAAGUUGGUCUGAAUCUUGUUGUUUUGAGAGCUUCUGUCCCAACAGCAUAAAAAGGUUUGUGCACCGACAGAGAGGUGCAGCUGCAAAAGUAAUGUUCCUCACGGUUAAUUACUGUAUCAGUGGAGCAUGGGUGAAGAUGAUGAGCCUUUAGCUACAGGCUGCUGUGAUAGCAGCCUUCAGUGGCAGGGUUGAGUGUUUCUCAUCUUUCUCUUGACAAAUAUUUCACAUAUUCUCUGUGAAGGGUGGCACAGUGGUGUAGAGGUUAGCACUGUUGCCUUACCGCAAGAAGGUCCUUGGUUCUAAUCCAGGUCAGGGCGUUUCUGUGUGGAGUUUGCAUGUUCUCCCUGUGUCUGCGUGGGUUUACUCCGGGUACUCCAGUUUCCUCCAACAUCCUAAAAACAUGCAAAAGUGGGGUGCGGUUAAUUGGUCACUUUCAAAUUGGUGUGAAUGUGAGUGUGGAUGGUUGUUUGUCUCUAUAUGUCAGCCCUGCGAUGAACUGGUGUCUUGUCCAGGGUGUCCCCUGGCUCCAGCCCCUCCCUGUGACCACCCAACGGGAUAAGCAGUUGAAAAUGGAUGGAUGGAUAUUUUCUGUGAGUUUCAGUUUAGGUUGGCUAAGCGCAGAAGUAUAGUGGUCAUCAACCACUUGAUGGUAGUUUUGGCAUUGUGGGAAGGUGCAAAAUCCUGCUAGUCAGCAGAUUGAAGCAUGUAGUGAUUUACAAUCUUCUAAUCGGUGCUUUUAUUGACUUAGCUCUCAAUAACACACAGUGAACUAACAGCAGCAGCUCACAUGGGACCCCAAAUCAUCAGAUUUUAAACCACUAAGAAACAGACCAGAUCUUUUUCUCCAUAGUCCAUGUAAGACUCAUUUGACGGCUGUGGUUCAGGAGUGGCUGAAUAUCAAGAUUGCAAAUGUUGUCGUCCCAAAGUUCCUGAUUUUACUUUUCUUGACCAUCCUGUCAAGUUGUGGUCCUCCAUGUUGCUGUUGCAUCUUUUCCUGUCACGCUUUUCCCUUCAGUGAAUGUACUUCAGUAAAGUACUCAGCCGGCCUUUUUAGCAGUGACCUUCUGUGGCUUAUCCUCCUUGAGGGUGUCACUGAUCCUCUUUUGGACAAUAAUCACAUCAGCAGUCUCUCCUACUAUUGUGGUUGCUUGUUUUGAAGGAAACAAAGAGAUACACAUAUCGGUAAUUCAGCCCAGAAUAUACCCCACAUGAUACAUGUUCUUGUGCAUAAAAAGGGGGAUCAAAAAAACGUAUGCAUGGUUCAAGACUUUUGAAUGACUGUGUUUGUAUUUCUACAGAUUGCAAAGCGCUUUCAGGAGUCCUGGAAAAACAGUGUGGCAGAGGCUGAAUCUGUUCUCCUAGAGAGACCAAAAAUGGACUCCUCCUCUUCUUCAUUUAUAGAAGAAACCUUCUUUGACAGCUCAACACCAGAGGUAGUAAACAAGAACCAACCUUCCUGUCCUCCCUCUACUCCCCCCGCCCUCCUCGAUACAUCGCACAUGACCAAUGGAUCCACUUUAUCUCCAGUAACAACCCCAGCAAAGCCAAGCACUUUAAAGAAAUCUUCUGGCAAGAGGAAACCAAGCAAAUCAACGAAAGACAUGUGUAGAAAGAACUCUAAAAAGACUUUGCAUGAUAGCACUGAUCAAUCAGAAAGAGACAAUGGUGAGUGCCCUUACUCGGACCUUGACUCAGUCCCUAAAAUUUUGUGUCCUAAAGCUCUUGAACGUCAGCAGAAGUUGGUUUCAGCCCAGCCGUCUGUUUCAGUUGUCAAAGAGGUGAAAAAGCAGCCGGAGAUUCAGAGCGGACUUUGGUUCAGCAAAUCAGGCAAAGACAGACGACCCAAAACAACCAGUCCAAUGCCAGACCGCACUCUCUUUAGUAAAGUUCCCUGUAAGAAGAAGAACUCAUCUGUCGUCAGUAAAAAAACACCGGCGCCGAGUGCCUCCUUGUCCAGCGGUGCACCCUCCGACCAGCCAGGGUUGUUGGAAAAACAAAUAACUGAAACUAAUCUUCCACUUGAACCAUCGGGACACUUGAAGAGUAAAAACACAUCGUUUGAAAGUAGGUCUUUUAGUACGACCAGCAUUAGCACUGAGCAGACAGGAUCGUCAGACAAACAUAAAUCCUUGACCUCUGUUGACACCACCGUACCCUCGAACAAGAGUGGACAUUCAAAGGGGAAAAAGACAGCGAGUCACACAAGUGAUACUGUGACUAAACCAGCUAAUGAGCAGGUAGGGAGCUCAUGUUUGAAAAAGGUCGAAGAGUCCAGCACUACAGUCACCUCUAAAGACCAGUCCACGUCUUCAGAGGGUCCAAAGAGUGUCAGUCCAGCUGAACAGGUGGACACCAUGACUAGCACAAAAGCCGAUGUAAACGAUAGAAAGACUGACAAGGAAGAAAAAGACACCAACAAGACGCCUGCACCCAGUUUAAAUCUCAACACUUCUGAAACAUUAGCCAGGCUAGAAAAGCACGCAAGUCUGGUCUCCAAGUGUAGGCUGCCGUUUGUCAAGCUGAUUCGCAAGGACAUUAAAGGCAAGAAGUUCUUGAAUUCCAGUUUGACCGUUGAUCCCGCUGACGAGCCUGGAUGUACCAAGUACAAAAACGACAGAGACGCAAAAGUGACUGAAACACCCUCUAAAGAGUCAGAUUGUGUGGCCGGCAAAGAAAGUGUUUCCACCGAUCAGGCAGUCAGUUCAGAGUCGGUAAAGGUCUCAGUGAAGAAAUUAAAAGCAAGCGGGACGGGUAUUCUUUGUCUCUCUGCAGAAUCACCGCAGAGGACACCUGCUGAUGUGUCCAGUGUAGCGAAAGUUCCCGAUAGUUCAAAGAGCCCAGAGCCUGAAAGGAUACCAGUUGCAAACAUAAGCCCAAUCAAUAAACCCUCCCUAUCCUCUAACCAAUCAGACCUGCUGGAGGGCAAGAAGACUUCUACUCCCAACAUAACAAGCGUAUUCUCUGACAAGCUCAGCAGCUCAAAGAAAAAGAUUGAUUCAAUCUCUAGUGCGGUUUUUCAUUCAACUUCUCUGUCCUUCCAUCGGCAGGGGCCUCUAGUUUGUAGGAAUUCUUCUUUGCCUGAAAGUUUGUGUUCUGAGAAAUCCAAGAAGGUCGUCCAAACUUUAAAGCAAAUCCAAGAAAAGGUGAAUAAAGUCGUCCUACAGGAGCAGCCGGCCCACCUCCCUGCGAGCGGUCGGCUUAUGACCAGAGCCCUGAAGGCGAUGCAGGAGGUGGAGCAGAAGAAGCAAGAAAAGGCCCGAAAAAAGGCUGAGCAGAAAGAAUUUGUAAAUCCGUUGAGAACAGCUGAGGACCUUGUGUGUCGCCCUGGAGAUAAAUCCCCUUUGAGUCCUGUAGCCAAACUUAAACCUCGUCAUAAAGACAAUACCGAGUAUGAUGAGGUCUCAUUGUCUAGCUUCAAUGCCUCUCCCUUGACGCCCUCUCAAUCAGUUGAUCAUGAAACUGAUGUCAAAAGUGAAGAUGAAGACCUUUCAAUAUCGUCAACCCCACCAAUGGACUUCAUACCCUUGACUUCAAGAGUAAAGGCCAAGACGGAAGAUCAGUCCGCGAAGGUGCGCUCUCCGUCCUCUCCGUCUUCUCCGUUUUCUUUCAUGAAUGCCUUUAAAAAUGUGGACGAGGUAUCCUUCCAGUCCCUGACGAACGAGGGCGACGGUAAACCUGUCUCUUUUAAGGCAGACUCCAACUACAAGUUCAGCACUUUUCUCAUGAUGCUGAAAGACUUGCAUGACACUCGGGAGCGAGAGGGGACUCCGUUGGAACUGGAAAUUGGGCCACCGAGUGCUCACGUAAAGGAGGAACCCUUAGUGAUGCCUGGAGAGACCACGUCGGCGGGACCCGAUCAACCAGUGGAACAUGUCAAUAACCAACCAAAUUCAAGUUCAGACAAAACUGAAACCACACACAACAUCAGCACAAAUCAGACGUCCAAGAGAGCCUACAACAGAAGGGGCAGCUCCACCGGGGUGAGAAAGAAAGCCAACCGCAAAGUGCCUUGUCGUCCUGCCAGGUCUGGACCUGGUUUUCCAGGUCUGGAUCCCUUGCCAGCAAAGGACUCUUCAUUGGAAGUGGACAGCUCAUCAAGAGAGCAGUCACUGCUAGGCUUUGAGACCAGGAGCUGGGAGGGUCAGCAGGAAGGAGAUGGUGAAGGAGUAGCAGAGGAGAAGGAGGAGGAGGAGGAAAGGUGGAGCAGACUAAAGGAGAAUCUGCAGAACAUGGUGCCUUUGGAGCAGAGAGGGUUCGACACUACACUGGGUCUGGAUAAGCCAAACGGUCUUGUUGUGGACUACACUGACACUGACGCAAACUUGAUGCACAACACUGGAGAAGAUGGCAAGUCUUCAAGAGGUGGGUGUGGUCGAGUUUAGAAACAGAUGUGUCAACAAUCGUUCAAGUGCCCUAAAAACUGAAAGCUGGUUUUUAUAUUUUGACCUUGAUUUGGUCUGGAAGUAGCGUUAAAGAAUAAACUACUGUGUCCUUUUCCAGAGUCAUUACUAGAGAUCCAUCAAAUACCUGGUUUGGCAUUUUCCAGAACCUGAAAAUCAUCAAAGUUUGAGUUCAUUGAGUCUGCUUUCGAGUCUCGAGAGUCCUGUGAAGGAAUGCUAUACUUUGAGUUAAGCCAUGUAAAUUAAAUUGAGGUGUAGGUAUAAAACUACAUGAAGAAAAAUUAUGGUCAGUUCCUUGCAAAUAUGGUCCAAAGUGUAGCCACAGUAUACCAAAGCUAAAGAUAGGGAUGAAGGGAAGUGCGAUUACAAGGGGGAACAACCUUCAUGGACAAGUACCUAAACACUGUACAUCAAAUUAUGGAGGUAUCAGUUCUGAUGUGAGUAUCAAUGAAAACUGACAACCCCAUCCUUAACCAUAGCUCAGGGUGUGUUAAAGUGACAGUAUCCAAAUGGUCGCCACUUACUAGGAGUUACGGUAACACUCACCGGUGGUAAAAGAAGCUUUACUGUCCAUGGCGUGACAUGGAGGAACGUUUCUAUUUCCAUAUAUCCAUGAUACAGAAGGAUCUAAAGGACUUGUCUGUGCUUAUAUAACCAUUCUUUAGCCCACAAACGGAUAAGAAAACCAAGCAAGAGGCUGAUUGAAUGGACUGAAGAGUAUGAUCAGAUUUUCUCCACGAGGAAGAAGACCAAAAAGCCUCUCCAGUUAAUUGGAAAGGUAAAAAUCCUUCAAAGUAAGAUCUGUUCAAGCUUAAUAAUGAUUAUACUGUUCGCUGUUACACCUGCAUAGUUCAACGACUAGUGUCAUCGAUUUACAAUGUCAUUAUAUAAUUUUGUCUCUUAUAUUACUCAGCCGGCUACAUGCAUGUCCAAACUCCAGGACUUCGACAAAGAAACACAUGACCAUCCAUCACUGGACUUAAUUCCUGAAAUACAGACUCCACCUCCAGAGGAAAUCCCUGCAACAACGCCCUCUGAACUACAGAUACCCUGUGCAGAAAACUCAUCUCCUCAAGAUGCACCCGUGCUUUCCAUCGAUACACUAACCCCUCCUCCUGAAGCUGACCCUACGCUGACAGAAGGGCUCAACAAAGACAAUGGUAAGGGACCUAAACAGGCUCUAGUAUCUAGAUACGUGUCUUUAGUAUGUUUAAAGUAGCUCUUUUGCAAUUAAAUCAUAAAGUUAGAUCAUGUAUAGUGAUCAGUCUGCUUCCACAAAAAACACAGAUUGGUGCUGAUUGUAUUUGGCAAUAAGACCCGACUUGUUGUCACCAUUCCAGUCAUCUCAGAAGUCAGUCGAGGUCUUCUAUAACAAAGUGGGAACAGCAUUUUUAAAGCAAUGCUUACACUGAAAUAGAUGAAGGCUUUCCCCAAAAUGUGGCUGCAAAGUUUACAGUGCAGCGUCAAUCACAUUGUUGUAUCCCAGGGUCUUCAAAUUUCCAUGUGUUGAGUUUUUAAGAUGCAAAGAUACCGUAUUUUCCGGACUAUAAGUCGCUCCGGAGUACAAGUCGCACCAGCCAUAAAAUGCAUAAUAAAGAAGGAAAAAACAUAUAUAAGUCGCACUGGAGUAUAAGUCGCAUUUUUGGGGGAAAUUUAUUUGAUAAAAUCCAACAUCAAGAACAGACAUGUCAUUUAAAAUUUAAAUGACGAACAAUUUAAAAUAAAAAUAGAAUAGAGGCAACAACAGGCUGAACGGUAUGCUUAUGUUACAUGACACAACUGAGAACGUGCCUGAUAUGUUAACAUAAUAUAUUAAGAAUUAUUCCGAUAACUAUAGCAUAAAUAACAUGCUAAGAAGUUUACCAAAACCAUCCGUGUCACUCCAAAUACCGGUAACUAAAAUCCAAUGAAAUCUUCAUCCUCGGUGUCACUUUUCAUCAACUCCGCUAACUCCGGAGGUAGAAGAUGCGGCGCUUCCUCUUCCACGUCGCUUACGUCAGACUCAUCGCUUACUCAGGCCUAGAGCGCCCUCUUGCGGUUUAGUAUGAAAAUAAUAUGUGAAAUGAUACUCCGGUAAUAAUGUGUUAAUAAUUUCACACAUAAGUCGCUCCAGAGUAUAAGGCGCAACCCCGGCCAAACUAUGAAAAAAAACGCGACUUAUAGUCCGGAAAAUACAGUACUUGAAAUGUUGUGAAAAGUCUUAAGAACCUUAGAUUACUUCACCUGUGAACCAAAAGAGUUUGUAUUAAAGAAAGGAUUCAUUCAUUCAUUGAGUAUUUUUCCAUGUUUCGUUUGAUUGACAGGAAACGCUCCAGUGUUGGGGAGGAAGAGGAAGAGGAAACCUUCUCAGAAGAUCCUGGAGUACUGCCUGGAAGCCGAGGCCUCACCGGUUCCCAAGAAGAAGGUACUGCAGAACUUUUCUUUUGCAUUGUAAAGCCAAUUUUAAUCAUCUGCAGGUUGGAUUUUUAUCGCUUUUUAAACAUCUUGAGUUUAAAUAAUAAGAUUCAGUCUUCUGCGAACUGAGUAAAAAGAGAGUGGAAAUUGAUUUUGCUGGAUGUAUGAGGUGGACUGUAUUUCCCACAGACCCAAGGCAAAGAUUGGGAAAAACAUGUUUUAAAUGUUGUAAAGAUACGGAAUGAGAUUUCAUUGAAGAACUUAUUCAAGCUCGUAAUCAGACGAACCACGAAAUCAGCGAGAAUAAGAAUGCUUCCUGAGAAUGUGUCACACAUGGUUUUAUUACAGGGUUUUGUUUCUUUUCUGACAGGUCAAAACACUAAAAAACAACUUAAAUCCUGCUCCUCUACCAGGUCAGUGAAUAUUUAACUGUCACUGAAAUCAAAGCGAUCAUAAACCUGUUUUUUUCUUUGCUUUUUAAACAUGAAUUUUUAAUUGACCAUAAACAGUUAAAAUUUUGGAAAACUUCAUAGCUUUAUUGGUAGAUUUUCUUGCACUUUUUUGGCUUUAACAAAUAAUUAUUAAGAACUUCUGUGAGUUUUUAUCUUGUCCUUUUCUGUGGUGACUGCUGUUAAUAAAACCUUUGUCCAUUAGAUUCUGGGCAGCCGUCUUUAAAAUCGAGUAGUAAGGAGCUAACGGCAUCGAGCUCCACUCCAACAACCACAGACACUUCCCCCUGUAGGCCCACAUCCACGUCUGUAAGGACAGACCCUCCUCCCACUACUCCUCCUCCUCCUCUUCCCAUCUCCACUCCUGCACCACCAGCUCCACCUGAACCCAUCCAAGCGGAGACCGCAACAACAGAUACUGAAGUUUCUCAAACGGAGGACUUAAAAGCUGAGGAGGUGAAGAGAGACACGGUGGAGUCAGAGGUCAGCCAUCUUUAUCACGCAGCAGUCCUCUAGUCUUUUUAUAAAGCAGUUUGGUGAAUAAUUUAUGUGGUUUGUGUGUUUUUGUAUUAGUGUGACAUAGUGGUAGAAACCAACUUUGAUGGUUUCAUUCAAAGCCUGUGUUUGAUUGAAAAUCGUUCAAGGACAACAUAUCAAAUGUUAUUGUCGAUAUCACAUGUAGCCAUGCUGUUGUAAUUCAUGCAGAUUAAGGUCUGGCAUUCUUGCUGUAGUAUACAUGGCCACUUUGUCUAGAUCCCAACAAAUGUUGCUCCAGAACCUGUUUGUGUUUAUUUCAGAUGCUCUUUCAGAGGCAAACACCGUAUUUUUCUCACUAUAAGGCGCAUCUGAUUAUAAGGCGCACCAUCAAUGAACGCGUCUAUUUUCAUACGUAAGGCGCACCAGAUUAUAAAGCACAUUACGCCUAACAAAACAGUCAAUAACUCCGCGAGGCUACAGUAGCUGCAGUGCUCCGACAAGCCAAAAGGAUUUUAAGUGCGCCUUAUAAUGCGAAAAAUACGGUACAUUUCCCCAUACCAUCAGGCAAGCUGACUUUGAACUGUGUGCGGAUCAUAAGUCAGGUGGUCCUUCUGCUCUUUAGAGUGAAAGUCCAAGAGUAUCAAGUUUUGCUUCACCUCAUCAGACAAGAUUAGGUCCAGAGAAGUUGCCGGUGUCACCAAAUAUAUAGUUUCCUCUCAUCAUGUUACAGUUUUAACUCGGGUUUGAGAGUGCAGCUACUCACUGAGUUUGUAAACAAUGGUUUUGGAUGUGAUUUCAGCUCAUGCGGGGAUUUUCUACUACAGAGUCGUGUCUUUUUUCAAUGAAGAGUCUUCUAAAGGCUCGAACAUCAUCCAUCCAGUGUCAGAUAAAGAUUUUGUCUCUUUUGUGUCGAGAUUCUCCUGAUCUGCCGUUGAUAUUAUAUACUGUUGUUGCUGAUAAUAGCAGCUUCAUGCUUCAGAUCAUUCAGUUGGGAUCGCUGAACUAUUCCCUCGUUCAGUGUCUCUCAAAGUGGUGAAUAAUUGAUCUGUUCAUUCACCCUGUUUUAUAAAACUCCUGCUGUAGCCUGAAUGGAUUUCUUAAAGGGGAACCGAGUAAACAGCGCUUGGCUUUAGCUCGUCUCUCUGUGUUUGAUUCUCAAAAAUUUUACGAGUUCUGCCGUUGUCCUUCAAGGGUGACCAGUCCAGUCUGGACCACAGCUUCUCCUCCAUGAAGGAUGACCUGUCGCUGUGCGAUGACCCACUUUUACCUGCCAGAAAGAUCAUCGGGGACCGAGGCGGCCCUGCCUCCAUGAAAGAGAACAUUUGUCAGGUGAGUUCCCAGUUCUUAAUUGAUCAGUAUUAAGAGUUUAAGCCCUGAGCUACAGCAGAGGCAGACUGCAUGUUUUCUUGACAGUUAAAUCUGUUUGUAUAGAUCUUUUUUUUUUGUUUGUUUUUGAGUAGUUGAAAUUGAUCACAGGUGAGUUCGGAGCUGAGAAAACACUCAUUUUCAGCUUUUCUUUAGUGGAUAUUUUGGCACAGAACGACUCAGAGCUUCUAAGUAAUGUUUUAGUCUUUGAAUCCAAAGUGAAAAAGCAGCGAGGAAAAACUUGUUUAACACGGAGAACCACCUCUAUACUUAGUUUGGAUCCCUGUCAUUACAUGGUCUCUUAAAGCAGCUUGUUGUUUUUAUCUCAGGUGUGUGAGAAGACAGGAGAGCUGCUGCUCUGUGAGGGUCAGUGCUGUGGAGCUUUUCACCUCGCCUGCAUCUCUCUGGCUGAAGCUCCAAAAGGGAAGUUCGUCUGUCCAGAGUGUAAAUCAGGUACGUCAGUCAAAUCUGCUGUGAAUCACAUGAACCUGCUGACUGUUAUUUUGACUUGACCUCCGGCCUGCAUUAAAAAAAAGAUAAACCUCUCGUAUCACACUUAAAAGUUCACUUUCUGUACCUACAAUAUUUUUCAUUUUACUCCAGGAACUGAUAUUUUUGAUUUGGCAGCAUGAUUUGCCAAAAAGUUUUUAUUUAUAUCUGAAGUAUUUUAUCUCCCCAGGAAUCCACACCUGCUUUGUGUGUAAGAAGCGCAGUGAGGACGUGCGGCGUUGUAUGAUUCCUGUGUGUGGGAAGUUUUACCAUGGGGAGUGCAUCGCUAGCUUCGCCCCGACAGCACCUGUGAACAGAGGCUUUCGCUGCUCGAUUCAUGUCUGCCUCACCUGCUUCAUCACCAACCCCAACAGCUCUUCUAUCUCUAAAGGUGACCAUAGGACACUUAGUCUACUACAUAACCAGAUAUAAGAAUAAAGACUUCCAGCAACAUUGCAAACAGGUCAAAUUUCACGGCCCAGUAGGAAAACAAAUGCAAAGAAGUAUAAAAAAACAGCCGUGUCUGAAUUUUUGUGUAUUGUCUCGUGUUUGUCUGUAGGUCGUCUGGUACGGUGCGUACGCUGCCCUGUAGCUUAUCACGCUACAGACCUCUGCAUGGCAGCCGGCUGCGUCAUCCUCUCCAACAACAGCAUCAUCUGUCCGAACCACUUCACCCCACGCCGCGGCGUCAAGAACCACGAACACGUCAACGUCAGCUGGUGCUUCGUCUGCACAGAAGGUGCUAUUUCAGAACAUGUGGAAUAAUUUUAGCCUCUCCUAAACACAAUAAUUUUAAACUUUACUUUCGGUCAAACAUAGGGGUACAACUUUUUACUUCUGAUACAAUACCAAUAUUGUAGCCUUCAGUAAUGGCCAAUACUGAUAUUGAUCCAAUAUUGGCACAAGAUACAAGUUUUGCACUCAGCUGCAACGUCUUUUUUCUGACUUAAACAAAUCACUCUGACAUCACUCCGACUCCUUGCUAAUUUGUUAUUACCUUCGCACACACUGUUGUUGUGAUUAUGUGGGCUCUAAAUGAUGGAUCCGAGCGCUGCUCGAUAGGAGUGCCGGAGCGAAGUCUGGAAUGGACUGUUUGUAUCAGAGUGCUGAUGUAGGCUGAUACAAUCUGAUAUUGUUAUUUUUGCUGAUUUUGAUCCAAUAUCCAAUAUCAAUAUUGGAUCAGGACAUCCCAAGGUCAAAGUAAAUAAACAGGAGGCACAUUCUCAAAUAACUAGAUGAAUUUGAAACAGAUUUAUAUCAUGACAGGGUUGAAAAAAUAAAAGGGUUCACUCCCUAAAGUGUCACCAUGUUCCUCCUCCUGUGCUGCAGGGGGCAGUCUGCUGUGCUGUGAGUCCUGUCCUGCUGCGUUUCACCGGGAGUGUCUAAACAUCGAGAUGCCAAAAGGCAGCUGGUACUGCAACGACUGCAAGGCAGGGAAGAAACCUCGCUACAAGGACAUCCUGUGGGUGAAGGUUGGACGGUACAGGUCAGUGGAAAGCCGCAGAUAUGAGUCAUCUCUUUUUGACCUUAGCCUUAAACACUGAUAUUAACGUUUUGUUUCUUUGUCAAGAUGGUGGCCAGCAGAGGUCAGCCAUCCCAAAACAAUCCCAGAAAACAUCCAGCGGAUGAGGCACGAUGUCGGAGAGUUUCCUGUUCACUUCUUCGGCUCAAACGACUACCUGUGGACGUACCAGGCCCGGGUCUUUCCUUAUAUGGACGUAGACGCCAACAGCAAAGAAAAGAUGGGAAAAGGUGUUGAUGCCACUUACAAGAAAGGUAACGAGUCUGUCCAAUAAACAUCUUCAACUGAGCUUCAUGUCUUGGGUUGAACUGGUUUCGUCUACAUGAUAAUCUGGAAUUGACCGUGUUUGGUUAUUGUGAUCUCCCUCUUCAGCUCUGGAGGAAGCGGCCGUGAGGUUUCGUGAACUGCAGGCGGAGAAGGAGCUACGGCAGCUGCAAGAGGACAGAAAGAAUGACAGAAAGCCUCCUCCGUACAAACACAUCAAGGUAAAGAAGUUUUGCAGUCUCAAUUCAUGACUUUAUCAACUUCAGAAAGCCUCAGAAUUAAUCAUUAACCUUUUCCUGUCUCGAUUUAAAAGUGUUUGAACUCUGACCCUCUCAGGUGAAUCGACCAAUAGGAAAGGUUCAGAUUGUCACAGCGGACCUAUCGGAGAUCCCGCGCUGUAACUGCAAAGCCACAGAUGAGAACCCGUGUGGGAUGGACUCGGAGUGCAUCAACCGAAUGCUGCUGUACGAAUGUCACCCACAGGUACGGGAAAACUUCCGCCACGAUCACACAGUCCUUUAUUUCCCGUGUUACAGUCGGGUUUAUGUUUCGUUCUGUUUCAGGUUUGUCCAGCCGGUGAGCGCUGCCUCAACCAGGCGUUCACAAAGCGCCAGUACAGCCAGGUGGAGAUCUUCAGGACGCUGUCUCGAGGUUGGGGUCUCCGCUGUGUCCACGACAUCAAGAAGGUAACUGGACCUACUGUACUGGUUUUGGGGUCGGAUUGAAUCAGGCUGAAUUAUGAACGUUUUCUCUUCAGGGUCAGUUUGUGAGUGAGUAUGUCGGAGAGAUGAUCGAUGAAGAGGAGUGCAGGUCCAGGAUCAGACACGCUCAGGAGAACGACAUCUGUAACUUCUACAUGCUAACACUGGACAAGGUACACCGAAGAGCCAGUGUGUGUCUGUGUGGCUCUCUAAAGCAGAUCCUACAUUAUUAAAAAAGUCCUUUUUAUGACCGACAAGAAGAUGAUGAUGUUGUUUUUUCAGGCACGUAAAACUGCCAGAAUUUCUCUGUGUUUUCUUUAAACGCGUCUCUGUUGGCGUCUGUUUGUAGGAUCGAAUAAUCGACGCCGGGCCAAAAGGGAACGAGGCUCGCUUCAUGAACCACUGCUGUCAGCCGAACUGUGAGACGCAGAAGUGGACGGUGAGCGGAGACACGCGGGUGGGACUGUUCGCUCUCGUUGACAUCACUGCAGGUAUGACGCUUCUCUAAGAGCGGUUAGUUUCUGAUGCAGGUUUUCAUCGUAAAAACUUGAUUCGACUCACCCUGUCUCAUCUGUCGUAGAUCAAAUUCAAACAUCUUUGGCCUUAAUUUGAUCAGAAACCAUUCUUGAAUUUUGCAUUUGUCUGUAUUCAUUCAGGCACAGAGCUCACCUUCAACUACAACCUGGAGUGUUUGGGGAACGGGAAAACGGUCUGUAAAUGCGGAGCACCAAACUGCAGCGGCUUUCUGGGUGUCAGGCCAAAGGUGAGGAAACUGUCUGGAUGAAUUUUUUUAAAGCCUGGAGUUUAAGUAAACUAAUAUUUAAUCUCCUCUCAAACCAGAACAACCCUCCAUCUGAUGACAAAGGCCGCAAGUUUAAGAGGAGAGGAAAGAGGAAGAAAAAGGCGGUGGUGACCAAAGAGCGAGAGGACGAGUGCUUCAGCUGCGGGGACGGGGGACAGAUGGUUUCAUGUAAGAAACCUGGCUGUCCCAAAGUUUACCACGCCGACUGCCUCAACCUCACCAAGAGGCCUGCAGGUCAGUGACUCUGAAGGGAACGUUUAGUUUGGUAGAACCUGUGUGGCCCUGGAAACCCUCUUUAUCUGAAUCUUGUUUUUAUCAGUCCAGGAGAUGUUAGAGAAAAAAAUCUGUCACUGUCUUGUCCUAUCUGAGAGCCUGAAACUUCUCUAUCUAUCCAGGGUAUUAUUUCUCUGGGACACCAUCUCUUACUCAUGGAGUCCCUCAAGGGUCGGUUUUGGGCCCUUUUUUUGUUUUCUCUUCAUAGGCUGCCUUCCAUAAAUCUGUGAUAUUUCAUUGCUUUGCUGAUACGCACAUUUGGUUUCUCAGUCUUUAUAUUUUGCUAUUUUUGGUCCCCCUGUUUUGUUUUCUUUUUUUUUUUUGUGUAAAAAUCUAUGUAGCAACUCUAUCCUUUCAAGCACAGCAAAUAUACACACAUCUUUUUUUCAGGAAAACCUCAACUCUCAGUUUAUGGGUGCAAAAAUUACUUAAAAUGAAUGUGACAGUAGAUUUAGAACCAUCAAAGUCAACAAAAAAAAAACAAAAACGGAAAUUGAUACCAACAGUACUUUGCUCUGAAAACAGAUAAAUCUACAGUGACCAAGCCUUUUCUCACCUUCACAUCAUUCUCUCAAGUCUUGGCCAUCAGGAGAAGAAAUAUUGGGAUUGGAACAAACACAAAACAGAAACUAUUGACAUAUUUACACUAAUUCUUCUAGGCGUUUUUUACUAUUUACAGUUGUUUAUGCCACUUCUUGAAACAGUUUCUGUCUGGGAUGAGACAGAGGGCGACAUCAUACUGCUCAGAAUCUCUUCUUUGCUUGUUUCCAAGCAUUGAGGACCAUUAUUUUUUACUUUGCAGACAAGCAGGGAACUUUCUCGUCUCUUGUUGAUCUUUGGUUGCCUCUUAUUGGACACUACCAUCAAGGGAACGAUAGAAGAAGAAUAUGAGGCCAUGUAAUUGGUCAAAAGUUUGACAGAAAAAGACGUCAUUAAAACAGCUUGUCAAACCUUGAAGACAUGAUGAUCCAGUGGAGUUCUAAGUGUUAAAAUGUUGACUCUACUUAAAAUGACAUUCCUGUUUGUGUUUCUGUUGUAGGCCGUUGGGAAUGUCCCUGGCACCAGUGUGAUAUCUGUGGAAAGGAGGCGGCGUCUUUCUGUGAGAUGUGUCCCAGUUCGUACUGCAGCCAGCACCGUGAAGGCCUCCUCUUCAUCUCCAAGCUGGAUGGAAAGCUGUGCUGCAGCGAACACGACCCCUGUGGACCUGAUCCUCUGGAGCCGGGGGAGAUCCGAGAGUACGCACCCCAGCAGAGAGCCCUGACCUCGGGCCUGGGCAUGGCCGUCAUCCCCUCUGCAGUUUCUAACAUUCCCACAACUUUGAACUCAACCAGCAGGAGGAGCCAGGAUCUCAGCGUGUCAGGGUCACUUCCUGCUUUUUCCAUCCCGGAUCCCAUCACCAUCCCUGUCUCUGCACCUCCUAGCUCUCCUCCCCCCAGCAGCAGCCCGGAUCCUCCCAGCAGCCCGCACGUCUUCGACCUCCCGCACUACUCCCCCAUCUCCUCAUAUGAAGAAGAAAGGGAUGUCAUAGAGGAGGAGGAGGAGGAAGAGGAGGAAGAAGAAGAGGAAGAGCUGGCCGAAGUCGAGGAGGAGGAGGAUUCAGCCGAAGAGGGUGAAGUCAGGGGAGCAAAAUCAGUUUCUCCUCUUGAGGAUGGAGAGGCGGUGAUGGAUGAGGUGAGGCUGGAAUACCUGGAGAUCAAAGACGAGGAUGAGGAUGAUGAUGAAGACGAUGAUGAGGAUGAGGAUGAGGAUGAUGAUGAGGAUGAGGAGGAGGAGGAGGAAGAAGAAGAAGAAGAGGAGGAGGAGUGACGCAGUGUGCUUUACAGUGGCAGAGGCCCUCAAAUCGGUGAAGCGGAUGAAGAUGAACCACACGAGUCUGUGGAGAGGAUGUUUUUAGGUCAAAACAAAAACAAAAGAAGCUCUUCUAUAAAUGAAACGAAACAGAAAUACUUUAUAAAGGGUUAUAUACAAAGACAGAUCUUAUUUCUUUACUGCUCAUUUAGUUUUGUCUCUCUGAUCCCUUCAUAUUUCUUGAACUCGGUACACACUCGCUGUAGAAAAUGGGUCAUGCAUCUUUAUAUGGAAGGUCAAUAUGUAGACAAAUAUCACCUGGAACUGCGACACAGACAGAACUCUGUGGACUUAUUUCACUCCAUUAAACUUGUUUUUUUUCUUUUCUAAUACUUUGAACAGUAACACCUGCUGGUUUGUUUUGGUAUUUAUUUUGGUAGAGUUUCAAGAGUCCUGUAUGUCAAAAAGAUUUGGAGACAGCUUGUAUCUGCUGCAUCAGAAUCAGUGCGAAUGUCGGCGCUUUGUACCGGAAAAGAGAGUAAACCAUAGCUUUUCAAAGUAUUCGGUCUUCAACCUGCAACAUGAGUUUGACAUGGAUGCAUUUGAACUUAAAAUGUGGCCGCGUCUUUGUCCCAGUUGGUACAAAAGGAGGAAAAAUAAUAUUUAUUUACGCCCCAAAUGAAACACAACCAACCCCACAGUUGGUCGUUUUUGUGAGUGCACUUUGGAGUUCCUUUUUAAAUUGAUUUUAAGAAGUAUUUUUUAGGAUUUUAAAAGACACAGCAGCUUUAGCCUUCACUCUUAUUACUCAGAUUUGAUCAUGGAGCUAGAGUUGUGAGUUUUAAGAUUAGACUGUCUAUAAAAAUGUCAAAGUGCCAGAAGAUUGGCUGCCUGGUGUAGCCCCAACCGUGAGUCCAGGACUUAAAAGAUCCUGGAUUUAAAUAUCGUGAUUAAUUUAAGGAAAUAAAUAAAACUGAAUAAUAAGUAAACCUAAAAAGGUUCUGGAUUGACGUUGCAAAGCAGCCAGCGGAUAAAAAGGGGAACUCUAAAUUUGACUGUUGAGGUGGAUUCAGUUGAAUUUCCACAGACAGAACGUUCGUACCAUCGUGGGUCAUCGAAGCUUUCUUGCAGACAUCCCAGCAGCUCCACACUGAGACAGGUCGGACCUCAGGUUUCAUAGACACACACACACUCCUUUAUAUAACCCUGAGAAACAAAAAGCUGGUCUUCCCCCAUCUAGUCGCCGGUUAUCUGAAUGCAGAGAUAGCACCGAGUUGGCUCCAGUGUGUAUACUGUGCUCUAUCGUUGUUAUUUAUAAAAUGUUCUGUGACGCACAAACUACGAUGAGGAAGAGUCUGGGUUUUGGCUCCUUGCUUCCUCCUCUUCUUGACAGUCCAGCAGAGAAAACUCAAAACUCCUGACUGGAUGGGAAACACUUGAAGAGAUGAACUCUUUGCCAUGAUGCUUGCACUUCAGUUAUUGCCACAUGUGUUUUGCUCUGUCUUUAAGCUUAAUAUUGUCUGUGUGUUAUCUGCCAAUGCCUUAGAGUGUAUUUCUUUGGAGAUAUUUUUAAGGAAUGGUUUGGCGCCUGUGAGAGCCAAGUGUCCCUACUAAUGCCUUUUUACAGUUGCCCAGCAAGCAAUGUUUCAUUCCAGUGUAAUUAUGACCUGUUAGAUCUCAACCAUUAAUCUGUUAAAACAACCGCUGUAUAAAUAUACUGUAUAAGAAAAAGAAUAUUAUGAAACCAUG